CUAUCCUUAUGACAUAGAGAUCGCGUUGCUCGACAUUGACGGUCGUGAGGUGGCACAAACUCUUGACUUUCAUAUUACGUAAGCACCACAACGUUCACCUAUCUGAUCAAAAAACACUGUACCUUUUUGGCCUUUACACUGUCAUGGAUUCAUCAAAUACAAAGGAUACUGAGAAGACUUGCGUACUUUGCUGCCAAGAUGUCGAUAUAUUUGCUUUGGGAAAAUGCGACCACCCGGUCUGCUACCGCUGCUCUACCAAGAUGCGGGUGUUGUGCGAUCAGAAGUACUGCGCCGUCUGCCGGGAAGAGCUCGACAAGGUGGUGUUUGUGAAUCGACUGGCAGCCUUCUCCACCCUGCCCUUCCAACAGUAUCACUGUGAGCAGAGCCAUGAUAUCUACUUCGGCGAUGCCCAGAUCCACACCCAGUUCAGGAGGCUUCUCCUGCCAGAGUGCCCCCACUGCCCGGAGCCAAAGGUCUUCCCGCGGUUGGAGGAGCUGGAGCAGCACAUCAGGAAACAGCAUGAGCUCUUCUGCUGCAAGCUCUGCACCAAACACCUCAAGAUCUUCUCCCAUGAGCGGAAGUGGUACAACCGCAAGGAGCUGGCGAGGCACCGUGCGCACGGCGACCCUGAUGACACCAGCCACCGCGGCCACCCGCUCUGCAAGUUCUGUGACGACCGCUACCUCGACAACGACGAGUUGCUCAAGCACCUGCGGCGCGACCACUACUUCUGCCACUUCUGCGACGCGGACGGCGCACAGGAGUACUACUGCGACUACCAGUACCUGAGCGAGCACUUCCGCGAGAGCCACUACCUGUGCGAGGAGGGCCGCUGUGCCACGGAGCAGUUCACGCACGCCUUCCGCUCGGAGAUCGACUACAAGGCACACAAGGCCUCGGCGCACAGCAAGAACCGCGCCGAAGCCAGGCAGAACCGGCAGAUCGACCUGCAGUUCACCUACGCCCCGAGGUUGCAGCGGAGGAACGACGGUAUGUUGACAGGGGAGGACUAUGAAGAGGCACGGCAAAGUCGCGGUGGAGGAGGGCGGCCUUAUGGCGGGCAGCAGAAGAGUUGGAGAUACAACCGGGAGGAGGAGGAGCGGGACAUUGCAGCCGCAAUGAGGGCCUCCAUGGCGGUGCGGCGGCCGGAGGAUAGGGGCCCUCCUGCCCAAGACCGCGGCCCCCCGCAGAGACAACGCAACGAUGAGAGGAUGGACAGGAUGGAUCGAACGGAGAGGAUGGAGAGGCCGGAGAGAAUGGAGAGGCCGGAGAGAAUGGACAGGACUGAGAGGAAGGAGAGAAUGGAUAGGCCAGAGAGAAUGGACAGGACUGACCGGACAGAUAGGCCAGAGAGAAUGGACAGGACUGACCGGAUAGAUAGGCCAGAGCGGAAGGAAAGAAUGGACAGGACUGAGAGAAUGGAUAGGCCAGAGAGAAUGGAUAGGCCAGAGAGAAUGGAUAGGACUGAGAGAAUGGAUAGGCCAGAGAGAAUGGAUAGGCCAGAGAGAAUGGACAGGCCAGAGAGAAUGGAUAGGACUGAGAGAAUUGACCGGACAGAGAGGAAAGACCGGACUGAGCGAAUGGAUGCAGAUGAGCUCAGACACAGAGCCGGGGCGAUCAAAAAUAACCCAGAACCUCCAGUGAGAACCAUGAAGAGUAAAAAUCCAUUUGGGGAGGAUGAUGAUUUCCCAGUGUUGGGGGUGCCAGUUUCCACACCCAUACCAAGCUCCAAGCCAGCCCCUGUCACGGCCCCCCGCGGGCCCCUGAAGGAGGACGACUUCCCCACCCUCUCGGGCGCCCCCCCUCGCGGGACCCUGAAGCAGGACGAUUUCCCCAGGCUCUCGGCGGGCCCCCCCCGCGGGCCCCUGAAAGAGGACGACUUCCCCAGCCUCUCUGCUGCCACCUCGGUGGUAACGUCCCCCAUGACCCCGGCCUACACGGCCCCGCCGAGAAACUCCUCCUCCUUCCAGGAAGAUGAUUUUCCCGCCCUGGUGUCAAAGCUCCGCCUCCAGAAGCCUAGCGGCGGCUCUGCCUCCGCCUGGUCGUCCCACGGCAAGCCUGUGCCCCCCACCCGAGCCAAUCACGGCCCCCCACCUCCAGAAGCCUUCCCUGCGCCUGCUCCCCCCGCCGGGCUCCAGCCCCUCUCCUCCUCCUCUGCGUCCGUGGCGAUGUCCUCACGGAGGAAAAAGCGAGGGGGGGAGACUGCCCGGCCCGCUGCCGCGCCCCAGCGCUCCUCUUCCGACGAAGAGGACGGCGGGCUCACUCAGCGGGAGUUCCGCACCGUGCCCACCAUGUUGGACAUAUCCUCGCUGCUUACCGUCAAGAGCGGGGGCGGCGUUAGCGGCGGCGGCGGCACCAGCAUUAGCGCCGGUGUCGGCGGGAGACCUCAGGCGCCGCCCGCCGCCGACUCCUCAGACGCAAUCCCCGGCCUCGCAGCCCCCAAAGCCGGCAAGAAGAAGAAAACGCAACAGCAGCAACCCCAACCGCAGCCGCAGCAGAAGAACACUAACCUUCCCGCCACGCCGUCCAAGACGGCCACUUCAGCGACGAAGACGAAGGCUAAGGCGACAGUAGCGCAGAAGGAGAACGUCCCCGAGAAGAGCAAGAACAAAGCGGCGCCCGCCCCAGCGGCGACCGUCACCGCAGCGCGGACGGGAACCCCGAGCCAACUGACCAACGGGUACGCGGAGACGGCGUUCACGCCGGCAACCAAGAAGGCGAGCGCCUCCCCAGCCGUGACCCCCCACCCCUUCCCAGAACCGCCUCCGGCAGACGAGGAAGAUUUUCCUGCCCUCGUCACCAGGAAACCCCCGCCAGGGUUCAAGAGCUCCUUCCCGCUGAAGGCUACGGCGCCCCUGGCCGCGGCCCCCCCCUCCUCCGUCGUGCCCCCCCUCCCUCCCCCGGGCCUGGCCGGCGGCCCCAGCAAGUCCCCGCCGCCGGGCUUCACCGGCAUCCCCCUCAACAGCAACGUGGUGGAGCCGGCCCCCCCGCCCCCCCAUCGGCCGGCCCAGCUGCUUGACAGCUACAUGGUACCGGAGAACUUCCAGCAGAGGAACCUGGAGCUGAUCCAGUCCAUAAGGAACUACCUCCACAAUGACGAGUCCCACUUCAACCAGUUCAAGAACUUCUCGGGACAGUUCCGACAGGGUGUGAUGUCUGCCGCCCAGUACUACCGCAGCUGCAAGGAGCUGCUGGGGGACAACUUCCAGCGCAUCUUCAAUGAGCUGCUGGUGCUGCUGCCGGACACGUCCCGACAGCAGGAGCUGUUGGCCGCGCACGGGGACUCCAGGGCUCUGGAGAAGCAGUCCACGGGAGGCGGAGGCGGCGUGGGUAAGAAGAACAAGAGCAAGCGCAACGCGUGGCAGGCACCGCCCACCGCCAACGGCGACACGGCCAUGCUAGCCGAGCUGGACUGCCGGGUGUGCCCCACCUGCAGACAGGUGCUGGCGCCCAAGGACUUCAACUCCCACAAGACCUUGCACCUGGGCGAGAGCGAGGACUUCCCCUCUCUGCAGUCAAUCAGCCGCAUCAUCAGCUAGCGCCCCCCCCCCUUCCCAUCUCCCUUGGCGCCCUCCUGUCCUCUCCUAUGGCUGCGACCCCAACCCCCACAUACCCUCCACCCCUCCAACAGCAGGCUUGCGGAGCGUGGAGAAAGAGCUUGAGUCGGGGGUGACGACGUUUAAAGGCAGGAUCGGUUUCAGGUCUGUGCCCGGACUGACGGGACUGAAGGAUGGAAGGGUUGCCCGAUCUCUGGCAUGAAACAACAAGCAUCUUUUGCAAUGGAGACGCUUAACGGGCACAUCUUUUAGGCGGUACGCCUGCUCAGCACUCAAGAGAAACAACACACGCCUAAACGAAGGCUUACUUGAAGAGUUCACUAGAAUGCUCCUACAAUUUAAUCCCUGUAAAAUGCUUUAACUCGGUUCCCCCCCCCCCCGGCUUUCUUACCACACCUGUUUUCUACAACUAAAAAUAAGGAGAGUAAGCAAAUAAUAACGGUAGUUGCAGAAACGGAAGUAGCAGUUUGAAGUGACAAAGAAGGUGUAACUUUGUAACUUGUAUGGGCAACAUUUAAGGGGUGGUUCCAAGAGAAGUAGUUUAUACCUUGGUAAGUUCUCAAGCUUGGGGCACAGGGACACCACUGUUUGAGGUCCUCUCAUUCCCUAGUCCAAAGCAUUACCCCCAUCUCCCCGUCAGAUAUUGACGGUUGGUUAAUUUAUAUCGGAUAUUAGAUUGGUUUUCCCGCUUUAACGGUUGUUUUGUUCCCCUGAGCCUACGUUUUGCUGCUUUUAUUUUUGCUCAGGCUUCAAAUUAGAAACCCCAGGUGAGGGGGGCGGGGGGGGGAGUCAAUAAAUGUUCUUCCCUAAACCAAUUAAAAGCGUUUUCCCGCCAGCUCUCCCCUGCAUGUCUCCGCCUGUUGUAUUCUCACUGUCCUCCUCAGGGGUCCGUCACUCACUACACAUACUGUCUGUACAGGAAGUUAGGAAAUAAUACUUGUAUGCAAAAACGAAUUCCUCGUGCAUUUUCAGUGAUUUUCUAUGACCAAUGAAUGGGAUGGGUUCUGAUUAUUUAACUAACUUCCCAAACAUCAUUAUGUGGGAUUAAGAUCUUUUUUUUCUAUGAACAAUAAAUUAAAACUUGCCGAGAUCGCUUUCAACCACUGACCUUGUUCUCUUUUUUAAUUUAUCCUACAAUGAUUUUGUUCAAAGUAAAACAAAGCAAAUUUAUUAUUACGAUAAUAAAACAGUAUCUUACUUUGAAAUAUUAAUGUGAAAUCCUAAUUUCUGGUGAUUCUCCACAGCUUUCACCUUCUUAGGAAUAAUACCUAGGAAUACAGGAAUGUGAGGGGUGUCUUGGCUUUUGUCAUUUUUUUCAGUGUUCAGUUGGAUUGGAACCAGACAUCAAGUAACCAUUCAUUUUAUAUGAUUUUUUUAUUUUGACUGUAUUGAGGUGACCCACAGUAACAUCUCUGUUCACAGCUUCUAUACAUUUAGGAAGUCAAACACCUUUCUUUUCAGAGCGAGGAAAACAAAUCAUUCAAAUUAAAUAUUUAGAUUUGACACAGCACAAUUUUUAAACGGGUUGCGCACACAAUUGACCAAAAUCAACAUUUAUCAGAUGUUGAUAUGCCAAUGUUCCACGCUGGUUAGUUGUCUUCAUCCCCAAGACUAUUAACCUGUGUAUUUGGGCUUUAUGAGCACACUGAACGUCCUAAUCAGGAAAAAGUGAUGAUUCCCCAGCACACCCAUUGCUCCAAGUAUCAACACUGCUAGCAUCAGGCUACUAGAACAUGACAGACCACACCCCUUGACAGCGUCUCUAUCUCUCACACACACACACGCACACAAUCCAUUAUGUUCAAUAAAGUACUGAGCUUUUAUUGUUUUUUGUGUAGUUUUUUUUUUAACAAUCAAACCAAUACCACAGUAGUGUACAUGGGCCUAGGACCAGAGCACAAAACACAGAAUGCUUUCUAUUACUCAUAUUCAUAUUAUCAUUAUUUUUCUUGAAUCUAACACACAGACUAAAUAAGAGCGCGCGAACCACGGAGUACAGUAAUGACGAACCAGCACAACCCGACCCACCAUAAGAGUCCCGGCUAAACAGAAGCCCAGUGCAGGGUAACUACAUGAUGAUGACCCCCUGCUUCUUGUUUUGUACCCCAGAUCUGAGCAACACUGCGACCCCAAACCUGAAUCACACAAUUCGAUCAGUGAAUCCUGCUGAUUCGGUUGAAGUUGUCAAUAGGAUCUGGAUUAUGUCGAUAUUUUCUCAUGCUUUGGGUAGCAUUUAAGAUGCCUGAUCUGGUCGGUUUAAAGUGUGUCUACUGGUUGAGAUAUGUAGACACGGGCCCGAGUGAACAUUGAGGCAAAGCUUGACAUCAUUGUUAUAGCGAUGAAGUCAUCUACAAACUAUAAUAAAUAAAACCUCGAGGGCAGGGUUUCACCCAAUGGUGAUGGGUUAUAGACUUUCGAGGCAGCUGGACUCUGAAUCACGAACACAGGAGAAUCCAUGUUAUCGGGAUUCAAGUAGUGUGCGCUUGUGGCCGUACAAUAUCCUGACCAAUACCCUACGAGGAACUACGUGAGCUACCUUAUAGAUGGUGAUAAACUGAUGGUUCAUCCAAGUAUUUUUUUGAGAGUUCCUUUCUUUUUCUAAUGUUUCCAAAGACCUCACAGAUGGUUCCGUUUACUACCUGGCAGGUAAGGUUAGAUGCGGCGAAAAAAUAAAUAAUAAUAAUUAGUUGUUAAGGAGAGUGCAAUGCUGGGUAACCACACAUUUCAAAUUGUAUAAUUGCCUACACAGUUCUAAAAAAUAAUGCAUAACGUUGGUAGAAAAUAGAAUAAAACCUAAAAGACACUGGAAUCAACUUAAGAAUGAUAUAUAAUUGUUCAACAUGUAACGAGUGCAAUACGAUAAUUACAUGCAUUAGCGUAUUCAACAUUAGGGCAUCAUCAAAAUCGGCACGUACCCUUACUGCAAUACACUUUCUCACCGACUGGAGCCAAUGUUUACUAGGAAAUCGGAUAGAAGGGCAUAGCGUACGGUUUUAAUUGAUAAUUCGUUUUAUGUAAGAAAAAAAUAAAGAAAAGAAUCUCUCCAAUAUGUUUAAGUCACUCUGAUUUCCUAAAAAGUCACACCAGUUAAAUUAUAGCUCUUCAAUAAAAAAAAAAACAGUCGCUAGAUGUAUGUUUUGGAAAACCUGUUCCAGAAAAUAACCCAUUACACUUUUAUUAUGCUUACAUCUUUCUUGAAAUAAUCAUUUUAAAGCACUUUGAAAUUCACACAAACAUGCUGACUUUCAUACCUUUAUAAGACACACACACACACACACACGCACGCACGCGCACACGCACGCACAUACACACACGCACACACGCGUUCAGUCAUACACAAAUGCGCAUAACAAAACCAAACAAAUUCACCAACAUUAAACCACAACACAGAGACGUC
Molecule: messenger RNA, 6954 nt
Organism: Gadus chalcogrammus (walleye pollock)
Lineage: Eukaryota; Metazoa; Chordata; Actinopteri; Gadiformes; Gadidae
Gene: znf598
Product: zinc finger protein 598
Exons: 13
Coding region: 144-3539 (1131 amino acids)
Biological process (GO): protein ubiquitination; rescue of stalled cytosolic ribosome
Molecular function (GO): ubiquitin protein ligase activity; ribosome binding
Source: RefSeq, a predicted model, not a curated record